Molecule: messenger RNA, 9620 nt
Organism: Xenopus laevis (African clawed frog)
Lineage: Eukaryota; Metazoa; Chordata; Amphibia; Anura; Pipidae
Gene: ptprb.L
Product: protein tyrosine phosphatase, receptor type B L homeolog
Exons: 34
Coding region: 167-7033 (2288 amino acids)
Biological process (GO): angiogenesis; animal gross anatomical part developmental process
Cellular component (GO): signaling receptor complex; membrane
Molecular function (GO): carbohydrate binding; protein tyrosine/serine/threonine phosphatase activity; hydrolase activity
Source: RefSeq, a predicted model, not a curated record
CUGAAGACUCGCACGUUCUGCAGAAAAAUCCCCAAACAAUUGAAUGGAAGGAAGUUGCUCGUCACGGACAUUUUCCCUCCGUGAAGGCGCAUUUCCUUCCUAGCACUGGCUUCUCACUGAUCUGGCUCGUUGGGAGAAGUAUGGGGAACGGCUGACCAGCUGCAAAAUGGAUCGGGGAUUUGCACUGCUGAUACUCUGCUGCCUACACUGGGGCCUCUCAGGAGGCUUUCUCAUUCUUCAUGAUCAGAAAAAUCAGUGCAUUGUUGUCAGCAAACCUGUAAGUGUUGGAAGAUGUAACGUGACAAACCGUGCCCAGCAGUGGAAAUGGACAGAGGAUGGAAAGCUUCAGCAUAUCAAGUCUGCUAUGUGCCUUGGUAUCUCAAAUUCUUCAGCUGCACAUUCUCGUCCUGCUAUAAUGCUAUCCUGUUUCAAGGCCCCUAAGUGGAUAUGCCACGAAAAUGAAAAUCUACUUGAGGUUGCAGGGACCUCUCUUUUCCUCAGAAAGCAAGGGACGAGGCUUGUUGUAAAAAAGGGUAUGAAAUACCCAAAUACAUGGAGAAGGAUUGAAGUGGAUGGUCAAGGAGUGGCUAGCAACUGGAGCUUGUGCACAGAGCCACCAACCAAAAGCCCAAAUACAACAAAGCCACCAACCAACAGUCCACGUACAACAAAGCCACCAACUGACAGCCCAAGUACAACAAAACCACCAACCAACAGGCCACGUACAACAUAUCCACCAACCAACAGCCCACGUAUAACAAAUCCACCAACCAACAGCCCACGUACAACAAAGCCACUGACCAACAGUCCAAGUACAGCAAAUCUACUGACCAACAGCCCAAGUAAAACAGAACCUCCAACCAACAGCCCAAGUACAACAAAGCCACCAGCCAACAGCCCAAGUGCAACAACAAAUGAUUUUUUAAAUGUAACCUCCCUGCCAUUAAUACGGCUGACCAAUAGCACAGAAUUAAUUAGUCAAAAUGGCACUAGCUGGUAUGUUACUGAGCUGGGCACUACUGUAACUACAGAUGUCUUGCCUCCUACAACUACACAACUGCAUGAAAACUCAAUUGCAGAGUAUGUGGAACCAGUGAAAUGUACAAUCAACAAUACAGAUGCAAAGGUUACCUCGCAGUCUAUCUACUUAGAGUGGACCAGUCCAGGCAAUCACUGCAACUUCAGCUUGUCCUGCAGCUCACAUAACUUUUGGGAAACCUCCUGCAACCCCAUCCAAAAGUCUAAUGAUUCUUAUGAAUGCAAUAUAAGUGGGCUUGAGGCUGGAACAGUCUAUGACCUAAGGAUUGUAGCGCUACAGGAUGGCCAAAUGAAAAAUCUCUCUCUGCAAACAGAUCCCUUGCCACCUUCUCACUUUGUUGUAAAUAAGAAUUCAGUCACAUCAUCAAGUCUUCAAGUUAACUGGGCUCCGUCUUCAGGCAAAGUGGAUCUCUACAAAGUGAAAUUACUUGAUAGCAAAAAAGAAAUUGUUGAGCAGAUUGAAAUUCCUGGAACAAGCUUAAUAAAAGAAGUGACAUUUAAGAACCUGAUUCCAGGCACCAAAUAUAGCAUUGAAAUAGCUGCAGUUUCUGGGAACAAGAGGUCACCAGCAUCUGUGAUCAAUGCAUCUACAGUUCCAUCUCCUGUAAAGAGUAUUGAUGCUAAUAGCAAAACAGACAGCGCUGAUGCCUCAUGGAAACCUGGCCAUGGACACAUUGACAACUACAGGCUUAUUUUAUUAAAUGAAGAACGCAAAAUAACAGAAGUGAUCUUGGAACAAAAUAUCACUUCAUACAGUUUUCAUGGGCUUCUCCCAGGAUACGUCUAUAACCUCACAGUGAUCUCGGAAGCAGCUGGUCUGAGAGCCUGGAACUCUAAAUUAAUAAGAACAGCUCCUGUAGAAGUGCAAGCCAUAUAUGUACAAAGUGAUGGCAGGACAGAUGCGCUAAAUGUUCAGUGGAAAGAAUCUCGAGGCAAGCUAGAUUUCUACAAUGUCACGUUAUCUGAUAAUGGUUCUAUAAAAUACAGCAGGACUGUGCAUCCGAAAACGGUCACAGAGAUCACCUUUACUGGCCUCAUCCCAGGACACCUUUAUCAGGUCAGCAUCAGCACUGUUGCUGGUGAAUUAAGCACAAGUAGGAUGGCAACUGGUCAAACAAUGCCUGAGAAAGUUACAGAUCUAAAGGCUGUGAGUAAUGGUUUGAGAUCCCUAAGACUGAGUUGGGUGCCACCUUCUGGAGACUGGGACAAGUACAACAUAGUGCUGUACAACCAUACAACUGUUUUGGUGAACACCACGUUAGAAAGACAUUACAGAGAGUAUGUUAUUCAGGAUAUUGGACUAAUACCUGGAAGACAGUAUGAAGCUGCCGUUAUCGUAGAGAGUGGAAAAUUUAAAAACCCUGCUCGCUGCAAGGGCAGAACAGCUCCACCGCCAGUCUUGGACCUUCGCAUAAAGCAUGCCAAUGAAACGUCCCUUACAAUCAUGUGGGUAAUGCCACUUGCGGAAUGGGAUAACUAUGUGGUUUCACUUGCUGACAGAGAUCUUACCCCUGUUAACAAAGUUCUUUCUAAAGAAGCCAAGGAGUUCACUUUUAAUCAUCUGGCACAAGGAAGAAAAUAUAUAGCUACAGUUACCAGCAUAAGUGGAGAUUUAAGCAGCCGUGCUUUUGUUGAAGGAAGAACAGUACCAGCACAGGUGACUAACAUGAAUGUCAAAAACCAAGGCACAACCUCAAGCUUGCAUGCUGAUUGGACAAAAGCUCCCGGGGAUGUAGACUCUUACCAAGUUCACCUAAUUCAUGAAAAAAUAGUAAUCAAAAAUGAAAGUGUUUCAAGUGAAAUUAAUAAAUACAGUUUUCACUCUCUGAAACCUGGAGGUCUCUAUUCUGUUGUGGUGACUACUGUUAGUGGAGGUAUCUCAUCCAGACAAACAGUGUCUGAAGGAAGAACAGUUCCCUCCAGUGUGAGCAGGGUCACGAUUAAUAAUUUUGGUCGCAGUGACUAUCUCAGCAUUUCAUGGCAACCAGCUGCUGGCGAUGUUGACAUCUAUUUUGUGGCCCUGUCUCAUCAGAAUAACAUACUGCCACCUCUAGCAAUAUCAAAAUCUGUCAACGAGUGCUCCUUCAGCUCUCUUACUCCUGGUCGACUUUACAAUGUUACAGUAACCACCAAAAGUGGGAAGUAUGAGAACCAUUCAUAUAGCCAAGAAUGGACAGUUCCAUCUGCUGUUCAGGGGCUUGCUGUGAACAACGCCGCAAGGAGCGAUUAUCUCAAAGCUGCCUGGUUACGUGCGGUUGGAGACUUUGAUACUUAUCAAGUCACCAUUAAGAAUAACAAUGACUUUAUACAAAUUAAAGAUGUCAGCAAGACAGAAAAUGAAUGUGUCUUUACAAACCUUGUACCAGGAAGGCUCUACAGCAUCACUGUUAGGACCAAGAGUGGGAAUUACGAGGCCAGCGCCAUGGCAAGUGGCAGAACCUUCCCAGAGGCUGUAAAGAAGCUCAGCCUUGCUGAAAGAAGCAGUGAGGAGCUCCAUGUGACGUGGUCCAGAGCUGAUGGGGAUGUGGAUCACUAUGAAAUCCAGCUGCUUUUCAAUGACAUGAAGGUUUUCCCACCAAUAACUCUGAAUAAUACUGCAGACGAAUACAAGUUCACCACUCUGACCCCUGGACGGCUUUAUAAAAUUGGUGUGCUAACAUUCAGCGGUGAAGCACAGAGGUCAAUGUUUGUGGAAGCUUUGACAGUUCCAAGUGCAGUAAAGAACAUUCAUAUUUCACCAAAUGGAAUGACAAACAGCCUUAAAGUGAACUGGACCCCAGGAGGAGGCGAUGUUGAUUCUUAUACUGUGUCCAUAUUUCACCAUAAUUCCCCAAUAGGAUCCCACACUACACCCAAACAAAUUUUUGAACACACCUUUCAAAACCUGGAGUCAGGAGAGCUUUACAAAGUGGCUGUCCAGACAAACAGUGGGUCAUUACACAAAAGCUUAGAAUCCUUCGGACGUACAAUUCCUGCAACUGUACAUAGUCUAUCAGCAGAUAAUGCAUACAGUAGUCACUUGAUGAUAGUGAGCUGGCAGAGCGCUAGGGGUGUCACUGACAGAUAUGAUAUCCUUCUUCUGACGGACCAAGGGAUUGUCAUAACUAAUAAAACUGUGCCCAUCGUGGCUAAGUCUCACAAGUUUGAGGACUUAGUACCAGGCAAAAAAUAUAGAAUCCAGGUUUUCACAGUGAGCGGAGGGCUCUUCAGUGCAGCUGUCGAAACUGAAGGACGAACAGUCCCGGCAGCAGUAAGUGAUGUGAAAAUCACAGGGAACAGCACAGACAGUUUAUCUUUCACAUGGAACAGCUCAGAGGGAGAGCUGGACUCCUAUGGGAUAUUCUUGUACAACCCAGAUAACUCUCUUCAUGACAGAAAGUCAGGCAACCCAGAUCUUCGCCACUGUUCUUUCCAGGGAUUACUGCCAGGCCGUCUCUACAAAAUGGUGAUAGUUACUCAUAGUGGAUCACUGACAAAUGAGUCUUCAAUACAUGGAAGGACAGUCCCAGCUUCUGUCAGCUUUUUACAAGUAUCAAACAGAAACACAUCAGAAAGUCUGUGGUCUACAUGGACACCAGCACUGGGAGAUGUAGACACUUAUGAACUCAUUCUUUAUAAUCCCAAUGGCACUCAGAAAGAGAAAAGACUAGACAAAGAUCUUACUGAAAGCCAAUUCCAGAACUUGGUUCCAGGCAGACUGUACACACUUGUUAUAAUCACCCAUAGCGGAGACUUGUCUAAUAAGGCUACAGCAGUUGGAAGGACAGCACCUCAGCCUCCUAAUUCUGUAUCAUUUGCCGAUGUGAAAAGCAACUCAUUGUCCAUAAUGUGGCUUGGACCUCCUGACUGGACAGAUUAUGAUGACUUUGAACUCCAGUGGUCACCAAAGGAUCUGCUGGUGGUGGUAAACCCUUACAGUAUUGGUAGAUCGAAAGGACGCAUCAUAAAUGGCAUGUACCCUGGACGCCUGUACAUUUUCGGAGUUCAAAGUGUCAGCGGCAACACAGAGAAGACCUUUAGCCCAGCCAUUUUUGGAACAGUGAGGACAAAACCUGACAAGAUACAUCAUCUGCAUUGCCGUCCACAAACGUCCACAGCCAUCUCCUGUUCAUGGACUCCCCCAGACUCAGACUUUGAUGGGUACAGUGUUGAAUGCAGAAGAAAUGGAAGCGAUGAUGUAGAGUUUUCGAAACGCAUAGAAAAAGACAAAUCAUCAAUCACAAUCACAACCCUCGUACCACACAAGAGAUAUGUGGUAUCGAUCAAAGUGCACUCUGCUGACAUGACUAGUCAAGUAAUUGAAGAUAGCACCAUAACAAUGAUAGAUCGCCCUCCUCCACCACCUCUUUUAAUCAGAGUGAAUAAAAAAGAUACAUUCAUUAGCAAGUCAUCAAUCCACUUCAGAUUUAAUUGCAGUUGGUUCAGCGACACCAAUGGAGCUGUCAAAUAUUUCACAGUGAUUGUUUGGGAAGCAGAUGGGAAUGACAACCAGAGGCCUGAGACAAUCCUUCCUUUGCCAUCAUAUGCAGAUUAUAAAACAAACAAGUCCACCAAAAUCUAUCAAACCAGCUACUUUCCAAGUCGAUGUGCUGAGAACCUUGACUACAAUAUCCAGAGUUUCAAAAUACAGCUGGGUACAGGAAUGGAACUUUUGGGUGGCAAGUGUGAUCCACAUGAAAAUAAAUACUGUGAUGGACCACUGAAUCCAAGGACAUCCUACAGGAUAAGUGUCAGAGCUUUUACCCAACUAUUUUCUGAAGAAAUUAGGACAUUCUCUGAGCCGCUGUAUAGUGACACAUUCUUCUCCAUGCCAAUCACAACGGAAGCAGAGCCUUUAUUUGGUGUUAUAGAAGGUGUGAGUGGUGGCAUGUUUCUCAUUAUCAUGAUCAUUGUGCUCACUGUACUACUCAUCUACCGGCAAAAAAAGAAGAGAGUGUAUGAGCAGGAUCCAAUGACCACACAUCUGAGUGCUCAAAUCGAAAGGAUACCUUCAGUCCAUCUAAAUGCUGGCCAGAUACCAAUAGGGGACAGAACUUCAUCAAGGCCAAUUCUAACUGCCCAGUUUGAAGAACAUUUCAGCAAGCUUCAGACAGAUUCCAAUUACUUGCUUUCUCGAGAGUAUGAGAACCUUAAAGAUAUUGGCCGAGACCAGUCUUCUGACAUUGCCCUACUCCCAGAGAACAGAGGAAAGAAUCGAUACAGCAACAUAUUGCCCUAUGAUUCCACAAGAGUGAAACUUGCCAACGUGGAUGAUGACCCCUGCUCAGACUAUAUUAAUGCCAGCUACAUGCCAGGCAUUAACUUUCGGAGGGAAUAUAUUGCUACACAAGGGCCUCUCCCAGCAACCAAAGAUGAUUUCUGGAAAAUGGUGUGGGAACAAAAUGUUCACAUUAUUGUGAUGGUGACGCAGUGUACAGAGAGAGGACGGGCAAAAUGCGAUCAUUAUUGGCCCAUGGACCAAGACUCGUACUAUUAUGGAGACCUGAUAGUGCAAAUGCUGUCAGAAUCAGUGCUUCCUGAAUGGACAAUAAGGGAAUUCAAAAUCUGCAGCGAAGAUCAAAUUGAUGCUCCUCGACUAGUCCGUCAUUUCCACUACACAGUGUGGCCAGAUCAUGGAGUGCCAGAAACCACCCAAUCCCUGAUCCAGUUUGUAAGAACAGUCAGAGACUACAUUAACAGAACUCCUGGAAGUGGCCCUACUGUGGUGCACUGCAGUGCUGGUGUUGGCAGAACUGGCACAUUCAUUGUACUGGACCGAAUGCUUCAGCUGGUUGAUACGGUGGAUUCAGUGGAUAUAUUUUCAGCUGUCCGGGAUCUCCGGAGUCACAGGAUGUAUAUGGUGCAGACUGAGUGUCAGUACGUCUAUUUGUAUCAAUGUGUAAGAGACGUAUUAAGGGCCAGGAAACUGCGCAACGAACAGGACAAUCCCCUGUUUCCAAUAUAUGAAAAUGUGAAUCCAGAGUAUCACAGAGAUGCUGUUUAUUUAAGGCAUUAAGUAUUCCUCGGAGACCGCCUUCUGCAGUGUUACUCGAUAUUUCCCAGAGCAAUAAACAGUGCCUACACUGGUUAGGUUUUCAGUUAUUUAUUUGUCUCUGUCAUUUUGUAAGCUAUAUGUAAUUUAAAUGUACAUUUCAUUCUCAGAUGUGUAUAUAUAUAUUUUUUUUAUCUGUUUCAAUUCUCACAUUAAACCAAAUCAGUAAGCUAAGAAACGUCCGUGCGCAGGUAGUGUUGCAAUUGGUUUUAUUUUCCUUUGUCAUUUUAUUUAUUGAGGAAAUGUAGCAGACACAAAUGCGUCAGUAAUUCAGUAUUUCCUGCCCCCCACCCCCAUUUACUGUAAUAAUAGUGGGCUUUCCUUCUUUUAAACUACAGUUACCUUUCUUAGUAGAUGUGUCUGAAAUUCAACACACGUAACAUUUGUCUCUUGGUUCUGCUUUACUGAACAUAGAGUAGAGUCACACUGUAAACAUAGGCACGGCUUUAAUUUCGUGAGUUUUAACAGCUGUAUAAAUUUUAUAGAUUUCAAAGCAAGUAAAUGUUAUUCCAAGAGAUAGACAAAUACUUAGGAGAGCCUUUACACCCUUUAGUAUUGAUUUUUGACACACAAUCAGGUUAGUAAACACUCUUUAUGCACCUACAGAUAAAAAUGCGGUAUAAAUACAAAACCAGGUUGACUUUAGCACUAAAGAAACAUUUUUCCAUCUUUUACACCUGCCGCUCAAAGCAGCAGUGAUACUCAUUAGGUAGUUCAAGUCAGUAUAUACUACAGCUUUAUGUCAAGGGCCCACCAGAGCUCGGUCAGCUACAUGGCUUAAUGGCUGGACAUACCUGGUAAAUCAAAAACAGAGUGAAUUGUAUGAAGACAGCUGGAUUAGUUAUUUUUACAAACUUGAAUCUUCAGUAUUGUUUAAAAAUUAAAAUAUCCUGUGUCAGUUUUUUUGGAGCUAAAAUCCUUACUUAUCCUCUGUGCUAAGAGUUAUUCCUUUCAUUAUUCAGUGUAGCGCCGCUUUUUAAAAGUUGAUGUACUGUACAAAUAAAUAUAUAUUUACUAAAUAAUGGAUAGCAUGCAAGCUGCACAUUAUUAUCAUAAACUUUAGGGCAAAGCCCAAAAUAAGGUAGGGCCAAGCCGCACCUCUUUCCAUUACUCUGUGAGUAUACGCUGAAAGUAGUAUUUUUACACUGACUGAUGUGAGGCUGAGGCUCGAGCUAAUGUGUCCUGCUGGAAGGAAAUUGUAUUGAUUCUGAGGUUAACUGAAGGCUAGAACAUAAGCUAUUUUAAUGUAGUCAUGGGAAAUAACUAUGAUUAAAUUAGUCAUUUGUAUCUAAACGGCUUUACUGUAUAAUUGGCCCAAUAUCAUACUGCAUUAUAGGACAGCAUUAGUAUUAAUAGUGCUUGGAGACUGAGUGGGUAGAACUCAGUGAAUGCCACAUUAGUUUACAGGGGGCUCUUAUACACAAAAAUGUUAUAAUAUUUAACAGCAAAACACAUAAUCUUUCUCCUGGUUAAUGGCAUUUAUAUUUUUAUUGACUAGAGUUUUGAUUAGAAAAGCAGUUCAUUCUGUUAAAUCCAAAUUCUUUCAGCAACACUGAUAACUGCUAGAAAAGAAGAUGAUCCUGAAUAAACUGAUGCAUGAAUAUUUUUAUAGGCUGCUUGAGUGACCAAGGGCUUCAGCCCCCCAAACCUUUAUACUGAUGUUUUUAUUAAUGGUUUCCAAUCAGCAGGGAACUGCACUUAGCUGCACUUCACGCAAAAAAAUCCAUUGGUAACUAGAAAUGCACAGAUUUUGCAUCAUUGUCAUAUUACUACAAACAUACACCAGUGAGGUGUUCAGUUGCACUUUGCAUUCUGCAUUUUAUAUGACCCCAUAAGUGAGCAAUAACUAGUGCACCUUUACACCCCAUAGUGAUCUAGCACUAGUGGUGCAGAGUAAAUUGAAUGACCCCUACUUGGUUUUGGCAGUUAUUUUAUCACAAUUUAAAAUACUGAAGGGAUAAAUUUGAUGGACGAUGUAUCCUUUUAUAUCAGCAUCAAUUACUAUUGUACUAUUCAGGGGGGUAUAAAAAGGGAGAUGUGUAGCCAUUUCCAAAUGGUGUUGAUAAAUGCUGGAUAAUUUUGGAUAAUUUUGAUAGGUUUCUACCAGUAGCAACAAAGAAUUGGCACAAUGCACCAACACCACUGGAUUUCACUAAUUACUGUAUAGCUUGUGCCCAUUAGUUGAGUGACUACAGAGUGGUGUUUUCAAAUAAAACCUGUCAUUUAUAACUUUUGAUAAUGAUAUAAACAUGCACUUUUGCUAUUAUUUUUUUAAAAGAUGCAAAAGAAAAUGCUUUUACUAACUGUUUAUAUUUUUUUUAAAAAGAGCGUAUUAUCUGCUAUGCAGCUGCCCCGUGACAGAUAGAUAUAUAUCUACACAUAUAUUUAUAUAUGAACUUAUACCAUGACAAAUAUAUUUGAAAUGAAAAUGGAAUAUGUAAACUGAUGUAUUUUACAUUACAAAAUGUGAUAAAUGACCUUGUGUUGUAUGACUACAUUCCUGUUGAAUGUAAAAUGAAAAGUGUCCAACAUAAAAGACUCUGCUUUUUAA